AUGGACAGCAUGACCCGCACCGUGAAAUAUCAGAUGGAGGCCGAGAUGUCGCAGGGAAGACGAGACGUUAAGAUGAAGCUAGGCAACCUGCUCUUUCGCAUCAUCACGCAUAACAUUCGAUAUGCAACCACUUCGCCGUCUGCGGGCGAGGAGCCGUGGAGUGUACGCGCACCACACAUGCUGAACGAGCUCCAAUUCCACUCCCGUCUGAACCCAGAGAGCUUCAUCUGUCUGCAGGAAGCUCUGCACAACCAGGUCACCGACGUCGUCGCCGGACUCAACUCCAACACGGCCAACGAAUGGGCCUACAUCGGCGUGGGCAGGGACGACGGAAAGCAGGCUGGAGAGUACUCGCCCAUCUUCUACCGCCCUGGCGUCUGGGAACUGAAGCAAAAGGAAACCGUCUGGCUGUCGCAAACGCCCACCGUCCCCUCAAAGGGCUGGGAUGCUGCCUCGAUCCGCAUUGUCACUAUUGGAGUCUUCAAGCACCGCGCAACCAGCAAGACGAUUCUCGCCAUGAACACCCACAUGGACGACCAGGGCUCACAGUCGCGCUACGAGUCGGCCAAGUUGAUCCUCAAGCUCAUUGCCAAGUAUCUCGACGGGAACCAUGACAUAUCUGGGAACUUUCUGGCGGGCGACUUCAACAGCGAGGAGAGCCAGGAGGCGUACAAGGAGUUCACCAAACCGGGCUCCCUCAUCGUCGACACGUACAAGAAGGUCCCCAAGGCGCAGCACUAUGGAAACGAGAUCACCUUCACCGGCUUCAAGAGGGGGGACGAGGGCGGUCGCAUCGACUAUGUGAUGCUUGGUCCCCAGAAGAACUCGGCUAUCCCCUGGACCGUCAAUGGCUAUGCUGCCCUUCCUAAUAAGUUUGACAACGGCGUCUUCAUCUCAGACCACCGCGCCGUCGUAGCUGACGUCUCCCUUCAUUAG
Molecule: messenger RNA, 936 nt
Organism: Arthroderma uncinatum
Lineage: Eukaryota; Fungi; Ascomycota; Eurotiomycetes; Onygenales; Arthrodermataceae
Exons: 2
Coding region: 1-936 (311 amino acids)
Molecular function (GO): 3'-5'-RNA exonuclease activity
Source: RefSeq, a predicted model, not a curated record